AUGCAGAUAUCAAACUGUCAUUGCAACGCUUGCCAUGCUGCGACCGGCCACUCCUAUGCCAGCUGGGCUGCAUACCCGCUGUCUCGAACGGUUCUCAACGUCAGCAGCCCUCUCAGCGUGUUCCGCGUCAAUCCGGCCAGUGCCGAUCGAUACUUCUGCGGAGGUUGCGGCUGCAGUGUGGCAAUGAUGUAUCACCUGAACUCCGUGUGGCCGGAAGCUCAUACCGUGUGGCUGGCACGGCACUUCGCUGAGUUAACGGGCAACUACGACGAGGUUCACAUCUUCAACGAGUCCGACCCAACCAGGCCACCCGCGCCCUCAGACCUUGAGCCGCUGCCUGCAGAGGACUUUAGGGUUUAG
Molecule: messenger RNA, 360 nt
Organism: Symbiodinium natans
Lineage: Eukaryota; Dinophyceae; Suessiales; Symbiodiniaceae
Source: the annotation of a GenBank genome assembly